UCUCUGUUCUGCAGGGAACAUCUUUCACCUGAAUUGCAGCUUACUGCUAUGGACAGUGCUAUCACCCUGUGGCAGUUCCUCCUCCAGCUCCUCCAAGAGCCUCAGAACAAGAAUAUCAUCUGUUGGACCUCCAACGACGGGGAGUUCAAACUGCUGCAGGCAGAGGAGGUGGCCAGGCUCUGGGGAAUCCGCAAGAACAAGCCCAGUAUGAACUAUGAUAAACUCAGCCGUGCUCUCAGAUACUAUUAUGUGAAGAAUAUCAUUAAAAAAGUGAAUGGUAAGAAGUUUGUCUACAAGUUCGUUUCUUAUCCAGAGAUUUUGAACAUGGAUCCGCUGGUGGUGGGCAGGAUAGAAGGAGACCCUGAAAUGUCUGGCUUUGCAGAAGUCAGCAGUGCUCCAAAGGAUGUGGAAAACUGUGGGAAGGAGAAGUCUCAGUCCUGUGCAAAGUCCUCCAGCCGCAAUGACUACAUCCACUCAGGCUUGUACUCCUCCUUCACGCUCAACUCCCUCAACUCUUCCAGCGUCAAACUCUUCAGGUCCAUCAAGAUCGAGAAUCCAGCUGAGAAACUGACAGAGAAGAAACCUGCUCAGGAUCCAACCCCCUCUGUCAUCAAGUUUGUCACCAUGCCCUCCAAAAAGCCUUCCUCUGUCCCCCUGGUCUCUACCACUUCAGCAAUCUCUGCCACUUCCACUGCUUCUGCCACUUCAACCGUGCCCUCCCUUCCCAUGGGAUCGGAUGAGACUCUGCAGACCUUGGAGACCCUUGUACUACCCAAGUUAACUGUCCCUGAAGCUCCAGCACCUUUGCCAAACUUAACCACCAGCUUCACCCCCACCCCACCCAUAUCCUCAGUUUCUCCUACUCUGCAAGUUCCUUCCACACCCCCAUCGCCUCCCCUGAGCUCCAAUCCUGACCUGGACAUUGACACUGACAUCGAGUCUGUGGCAUCUCAGCAGCUGGAGCAGGCUCAGAGCCUUCAGCAUCAAUCCCCAGAGCCCAAAGAGCAGGAUUCAUCUGUGCUGGAGAAGGAAUUUGCCAACCACCUCUCCAGAUCUAAAAAACCCAAAGGGCUGGAGUUGGCUCCUACUUUGGUCAUUACAGGCAGUGAUCCAAGUCCACUGGGGAUUCUGAGUCCUUCUCUCCCAACUGCUUCUCUUACUCCAGCACUUUUCUCUCAGACUCCCAUCUUGCUGACCCCAAGCCCCUUGCUCUCCAGUAUCCACUUCUGGAGUACCCUCAGCCCAGUUGCUCCUCUCAGUCCUGCAAGGUUGCAAGGUGCUAACACACUCUUUCAGUUUCCAUCAGUGCUGAACAGUCAUGGCCCAUUUACUCUGUCUGGACUGGAUGGACCUUCAACCCCUGGCCCAUUUUCCCCUGAUCUACAGAAGACAUAG
Messenger RNA from Indicator indicator, 1395 nucleotides. RefSeq names its product ETS transcription factor ELK4 (gene ELK4). Gene Ontology annotation, molecular function: sequence-specific DNA binding; DNA-binding transcription factor activity, RNA polymerase II-specific. Gene Ontology annotation, biological process: cell differentiation; regulation of transcription by RNA polymerase II. The transcript has 5 exons. NCBI's taxonomy places the organism in Eukaryota, Metazoa, Chordata, Aves, Piciformes, Indicatoridae. Gene Ontology annotation, cellular component: nucleus. The record is from RefSeq and is a predicted model, not a curated record. Bases 49 to 1395 code for a protein of 448 amino acids.